UAUUCUCUCCUGUUUUCCAUCCUUUGCCAGUUGUCCUGGUCUUAGUGUUUGCCGUUUGUUGGAUGCCAUUCCACAUUGAUCGACUCUUCUUCAGCUUUGUGGAGGAGUGGACUGAACCCCUGGCAGCUGUGUUUAACCUCAUCCACGUGGUAUCAGGUGUAUUCUUCUACCUGAGCUCUGCUGUCAACCCUAUCAUCUAUAACCUACUGUCUCGCCGCUUCCGGGCAGCGUUCCGGAAUGUGAUCUCUCCUCCCUGCAGAAGCUGCGGCUCCCAGGACCACUCACGAGGGCCCCCUGCCCAGCGGACCAUCUUCCUCACCGAACGCCACCUGGUGGAGCUCACUGAAGAGCCAGGUCCCCAGCUUCCCUGCCAGUCAUCCGUCUGCAACUCUCCCCUGUCCACAGCCCUCUGCACGGAGCAGACCCCGUGGAAGAGGCCAUCGUCUUUCCUAGGACUAAAUUCCUCACUGCCUCCUGCCUCCUCUCUAGCUCAUGAAGCCAAUGUGCCUGGCAAGGCACAGGGCCUAUAGGGAGGGCAGUUUCCCCUCUAAGAAGAUUUGGGCUGGGUCACCUGCACUCUGAGUCAGGCUGUCACUCUGACAACCGGUGGCCACUGUGAGCCCCAGGAGGAAGACACA
This is a messenger RNA of Heterocephalus glaber (naked mole-rat), 638 nucleotides long. The record is from RefSeq and is a predicted model, not a curated record. Lineage: Eukaryota; Metazoa; Chordata; Mammalia; Rodentia; Bathyergidae.